This is a messenger RNA of Myzus persicae (green peach aphid), 1190 nucleotides long. It is a transcript of the gene CSN7, whose product is annotated as COP9 signalosome complex subunit 7b. Gene Ontology annotation, biological process: COP9 signalosome assembly. Bases 170 to 931 code for a protein of 253 amino acids. Gene Ontology annotation, cellular component: COP9 signalosome. Lineage: Eukaryota; Metazoa; Arthropoda; Insecta; Hemiptera; Aphididae. The transcript has a single exon. The record is from RefSeq and is a predicted model, not a curated record.
UUACGCCAUUGGCAUUUGAGUCAUUUGACGUGAAUAAAUAAUAAUUUUAACUUUAAAGUUAAUUUUGUAUUAAAUGCAUACCGUCUAUACCUAUUGUAUUACUUGUAAUUACUAGUUUGUACUAAAAUCUAUAAGUUUAUAAUAAUUUUUAUUCUAACUUUGGUUCGCAAUGUCUCAAGAAAAAGUGAUUGAAAAACCUCUGCAACAGUUUGUUGUACAAGCUCUAAAAUUAGAAGGUGACAGUUUAGUAGAAGUUAUUAAGCAAGCGUUGGAUUGUGUUGACACAUUUGUGUUUGCGGAACUCUUAGAAUGUCCCAACGUUAUUGCACUAGAGACCACACCUCAUGCACCAUAUCUACAUGCGUUACGUAUGUUUUCGCAAGGUACGUAUUUGGAUUAUUUGGACAAAAAAAAAUAUCUGCCAGAACUCAGUGAACCCCAAAUGAAAAAACUGCAAUACUUAACAAUUGUUACAUUGGCCAAUAAAAUGAAAAGAAUACCUUAUGAUGUUCUUUUGAAAGAGUUGGAUGUUGACAAUGUCAGGGACUUGGAGGACUUAAUUAUUGAAGCGAUCUAUUCUAACGUGGUUUCUGGUGAACUCGACCAACAGAGUGAUUAUCUAGAAGUUGAUUGGACAGUUGGUAGGGACGUUGGAACUAAUGAUGUUGACAAUAUGAUAGACACAUUACAGCAGUGGUGUGAUUCCUGUGAGAGUGUUCUUUCUACAGUUCAAGCUCGAAUUGUUGAUGCUAAUCGAACUAAACAAGAUGUACUGAAACACCGUGCUGCUGUUGACAAUGAAGUUGCUAGCGUGAAAAAAGCUAUUAGAACUCAAAUACAAGAUGAAGAAAUGUCAGUGGAUACUAGCGGUCCUACAAAAAAAAGUGUGAAAGGAACAAAACCUAGCGGAGCUAAAUUUUGGAACAAGUAAAUAAAUGUACAAUAUCUAAUAAUAAUUCACACAUUACAUUAAUUUAUAAUGAUUAUGAUUUUUUUUAUAUAAAAUGGUUUUAAUGUGUAUAAAUGAGCAGACUUAAGCCAAGCCAUUAGUAUAUAAUAUUUUUCCUAACAGUCUUUUUAAUUUAAUUUUGUGGUAGAUUUAGGUACUGGAUAUACAAAAAUUAAUUUUUAGAUGUAUGAUGUACCUGCAAACCUAUCAUAAUCUUCAUGUUAAUAAAGAUUUUUUUUUU